AUGAAUUCCUUCGGCAACGCGUCUGUCGACAUUGAUAUGCUGGAACGAGAAAUGGUUGCCGGGGAAGCAGCCAAUUUGAGCGGAAACAUCGCUGGAAUGAGUGCUCCGAAGAGCUCUUCAGCUAGAAGAGGUCCAAUGCAAGAAGUUGAUCUGGAUACUGAGUUUGACACGCUGGAAGAGCCCGUCUGGGAUACUGUAAAGCGAGAUGUUAUCACUGUCGGCGCAAAAUUCAGUCACGUCAUCUUGCCACAUGGAGACAAACAACAGCUCCUUCGUGAUUGGGAUCUCUGGGGACCCCUUUUCAUUUGUGUCGGUUUGGCCUUACUUCUCCAACACAACGGAGGUACUGAAUCAGCUCCUCAAUUCACUCAAGUCUUUACAAUCACAUUUUUUGGAUCAGUCAUUGUAACUGCGAAUAUCAAGCUUCUAGGAGGAAACAUUUCUUUUUUCCAAUCAUUGUGCGUCAUUGGCUAUUGUCUUCUUCCUCCAUUCGUCUCCGCAGUUCUCUGCUCCAUAUUUCUUCAUGGUAUCGCUUUCCCUCUCCGAUUGCUCAUCACUUCCGUUGGAUUUGUUUGGUCCACUUAUGCGUCGAUGGGAUUUCUUGCUGGAUGCCAACCCGAUAAGAAGCGUCUUCUCGUCAUUUACCCAGUUUUCCUCUUCUAUUUCGUCGUCAGCUGGAUGAUUAUCUCCCAUUCUUAA
This is a messenger RNA of Caenorhabditis briggsae, 699 nucleotides long. Lineage: Eukaryota; Metazoa; Nematoda; Chromadorea; Rhabditida; Rhabditidae. Bases 1 to 699 code for a protein of 232 amino acids. Gene Ontology annotation, biological process: endoplasmic reticulum to Golgi vesicle-mediated transport. The transcript is spliced from 6 exons. Gene Ontology annotation, cellular component: trans-Golgi network; membrane. The record is from RefSeq and is a predicted model, not a curated record.